AUGGAAUUCAGGUCAAAAUGGAAGGCUGCAGCCAUACUGACAUGGCUUUUAGCCACUGAAACCGCCUAUUCUCUCCCCAAGCAAGUGGAGAGUGCAGAGAGUAUCUUGCAAAAGACUGCUGCAGAACCGACGACAUCUUUUAAGACCCAGUAUCCGCCAGAUAACGCGGAAGAUCGGCUGCUGAUCCCUCAAACGAAGCCUGCCUAUCGGACAGCGUUGGACCACGAGGGCCGUCCCUCGCAACUUCCGUUUCCGACUGUCAAUGUGCCUCACUUCCUGGACGGGUUGACUGGAUUGAUCUCUCCGCCUGAGUCGGCAACUGCGUCUGUUGCGCAGGACAAACCGCUUCCCUCAACUACCGCGGAAGAUACGAAACCUGAAGUCCCUUCACCAACAAGCACUACGGACGAGAAGCCUGCCACUCCCAUCAAAGGCUACGCCAAUACUGGUCACCCAGAUCAUCCUUCCACCAUGGCCCACCAGGACAUCUUCCACCCGGUGGCACGAAGUCCAAUCCCUCCACAUAUCCAAAUCAGACAUGACCACCCUGUGGAGAACAAGCAUGCGAAUACCACAGGCCCAAUUGAAACCAACAAGUUCUACGCCGGUCUGUUCUUAGGAUCCCAGACCAAUGCCAGUUUCACCCAGCCUUAUUCUCUGGCUUGGUCUAAGGGUGGCGGAUCGCUUAAGAGCUGGGGUAUGGCAGUUUCCCACGUGGAGAGCCACCUGCUUGCGUAUGGUCCAAAGAACCACAAGAUUCCCGGUGACCCGGUCGAAUAUUAUAUCAAUCCCGUUAGCCUUCAGCACGUCAUUCUAUCCGCAACCGAGCUGGAUAAGUCCAGUAUCCUGAACACCGAGAACGCCAAAGCUUUCUCGGCUCAAGCUGUGCUGAGGCGAUCCGGGGGCUCUUCCAAGAAAAUCACGUUUCCAGUCGUCCAGGGCAUGGGCUAUGUGACUGCUGUGUACGAUGACCUGCAGCCGCUGAUUGAGAGCGGUGUUUUCUUCCGCAAGGUUGUCAGUGCUGGUUCCCCUCGGAAGGGUGUCUUUAAGUACCAAGUAUUCCUCGAAGACAACACCACCUGGCUUCUCUAUGCUACGCCUGCCAACGGCCAGGAUCCAGAUCUGAAACUGGUAUCAAAGGCAAACCUCCGCGGUCCGCGUGGAUUUUCUGGCACGAUCCAGGUCGCCAAGAACCCUGCCGGCCACUCUGGGGAGAAGUUCUAUGAUAACUCAUCCGGUGUCUAUCCGGUGGAAGGACAUAUAUCUGGCUCCGUCUCCGGUGAUACCGGCACAUACAGUCUUUCAUGGACCAAGGCCGGAAAGGACGCCCACGGCACCCCUCUGAUCAUGUUUGCCCUUCCCCAUCAUUUCCAGUCUUUCGACCACAGCACCAGGGGACGCGCAACCGACAUUCACCUCCGGAGUACGACUAAAGGCAAUACUACAGCUGUGAUCGGAGAGCACUGGAUCAUGAGCGAGCCCCACCUCCCCAUUGACAUGGGAUUCGCCCCGUGGUCGCCUACCCAUGGCAACAUCCAGGAUCUUUCCGCGGCUGCUCAGAAAGUCAUCCUCCAGGUGGCUCCCCACGAAUUAAAGCAGGACAUGGAAGGCCAAACGAAUCUCAACAGCAUGUACUACAGUGGCAAGGCACUGAGCAAAUUUGCGACUUUGGUCUACACAGUCAACCAGCUUGGAAACAAUGUGGAGCUCGCGACUGAGGCCUUCCAGGAAUUGAAAAAAUGCUUUGCUCGCUUUGUGAACAACCAGCAACAGUACCCACUUGCGUACGAUGCCGUCUGGAAGGGUGUUGUGUCGACCGCUGGUUACAAGGGCGACCUGAAUGCUGAUUUCGGGAACACUGCCUACAACGACCACCACUUCCAUUACGGCUACUUCAUCCAAGCUGCCGCCAUUAUCGGGGCUCUCGACCCGAGCUGGCUGACAGCCAACAAGGAGUGGGUCAACAUGCUGGUGCGCGACGCUGGAAACUCAGUGGAGGAUGAUCCUCACUUCCCUUUCUCUCGCUCGUUCGACUGGUACAAUGGUCACUCCUGGGCAAAGGGCCUUUUGGAGUCCUUCGAUGGAAAGGACGAGGAAUCCACUUCGGAGGACACCAUGUUCGCCUACGCCGUGAAGAUGUGGGGACGUACGACCGGGGAUUCCAGCAUGGAAGCCCGUGGCAACAUGAUGCUGGGAAUUAUGAAGCGAUCUCUCCAAAGCUACUUUCUCAUGGAAAGCGACAACAUCCACCAGCCGUCGAAUUUCACCGCCAACAAGGUGACUGGUAUUCUGUUCGAGAACAAGGUGGACCACACCACCUACUUUGGUAAUAACCUUGAAUACAUUCAAGGAAUCCAUAUGUUGCCUCUCCUGCCAAACUCGGCCUACACUCGCAACCAAGAGUUUGUCAAGCAGGAGUGGAAUGCGUUGUUUGGACCCCACGCCUCCACCCCUGCUUCCAAGGUGGUUGGUGGUUGGAAGGGGGUUCUGUACGCCAAUCUUGCGCUCAUCAACCCGAAGGCAUCAUGGGAGUUCUUUGCAUCCCCUCACUUUGACUAUAGCUGGAUCGACGGCGGUGCUUCACGCACGUGGUAUCUGGCAUUUGCUGCCGGUUUGGGUGGAGCUCCUUAG
Messenger RNA from Penicillium alfredii, 2631 nucleotides. RefSeq names its product glucan endo-1,3-beta-D-glucosidase. The record is from RefSeq and is a predicted model, not a curated record. Lineage: Eukaryota; Fungi; Ascomycota; Eurotiomycetes; Eurotiales; Aspergillaceae. Gene Ontology annotation, cellular component: cell surface. Gene Ontology annotation, molecular function: endo-1,3(4)-beta-glucanase activity; glucan endo-1,3-beta-D-glucosidase activity. The transcript has 7 exons. Bases 1 to 2631 code for a protein of 876 amino acids.